Messenger RNA from Fusarium sp. VM40, 1458 nucleotides. The record is from the annotation of a GenBank genome assembly. Lineage: Eukaryota; Fungi; Ascomycota; Sordariomycetes; Hypocreales; Nectriaceae.
AUGCUGCGUGCUAGAACACACGGCGCAAGCCCAACCUUGAAGCGCUGUAUGACAUCAGCCUCCAAGAAAGAAGGCAACAUCUCAGACGCUUUCGCAUCCCUCUCGGGCACGAAAAAAGAACCUCUUCCUGAUCGCUUCCGCGAGAGGAAAUUAGAGAUUGUCCAAGGCCGAGAAAAAAAGAUCAAGCAGAGCUGGAAAGCACUGCUCAGAGAAUUAAAGAGGGAGAAUGGCAUCAUUGGGAAGAGAGGCCCGAGGGCCGUGCCGCAGAUUGACUAUGAGGACUUACAAGCCAAUGGGAAGGUGUUAAGGAAGUUGAAGGAUGAUAUCAAGAAGACGGGUGUUGUUGUCGUUAGGGGCGUUAUCCCUGAGGACGAGGCGAGGGCGUAUAAAGAUGUGGUGGAGGAGUAUGUUAGGAAGAAUCCUUCUACAAAAGCGUUCCCUCCCCAUGAUCCUCAAGUCUACGAACUCUACUGGUCUCUCCCCCAACUCCAAGCCCGCUCCCACCCAAACUUCCUCCGCGUCCAGCACUACCUCAUGUCCCUCCUAUGGAACAAGUCCAACCCCGACAGUGUCAUCUCCCUCGACCACCCCUUCAGCUACGCCGACCGUCUCCGCAUCCGUCAGCCCGGCGAUGCAUCUUUCGCUCUGGGCCCCCACAUCGACGGUGGCAGCGUUGAGCGCUGGGAGAAAGAAGGCUACGGCCGCGGAGGCGUGUACGAUAGCAUCCUCGAGGGGAGGUAUGAAGAGUAUGAUCCUUGGGACGCGAGCGGUCGUGUCAACGCUGUGAAUAACCGCUACGAUGGACUGGGCGCUUGUUCAAUGUUUAGAAUGUGGCAGGGAUGGAUGAGCAUGAGCCAUACUCUGCCUGGUGAGGGAACACUGCUGGUCAAUCCGCUCGUGAAGUUGUCCAUGGCGUAUGUGCUGCUCAGGCCGUUCUUCCAGGCAAAGAAGUUUUCCAGGGGAAGGGAGUACCUGGAUGAAAAGAACUGGGAGUUCAUGGGGGAGAAUAUGGAUAGUGAACUGCAGGGUGCGACGUUGGGCAAGGGUCAGGAGCUGACAGAUGAGCUGCACCCGCAUUUGGAGCUGAAGAAGUCCAUGGUACACGUGCCUGAGAUUCGACCUGGCGAUUUCGUAGCUUGGCACUGCGACACAAUCCACGCCGUUGACAAAGUCCACAACGGAACCACCGACUCAAGCGUGCUCUACAUCCCCGUAUGUCCCGUGACGGAGCAGAACGCAGAGUACAUGGCCCGGCAGCGCGCAGCCUUCCAGCGGGGCACGCCGGGGCCGGACUUCCCCGGCGGCGCGGGGGAGUCGGAGCAUGUGGGUCGGCCUACGGAGGACGUCCUGGACGGGCCGGGCAAGAGGGCCAUGGGGCUGGAGGGGUUAGCGGUGGAGGGGUCGACGGGAGGGGCGAAGGAGGCGGUGGAGAAGGCGAAUGCGCUCCUGGGCUUUUGA